This is a messenger RNA of Rhipicephalus sanguineus (brown dog tick), 881 nucleotides long. Its product is annotated as Fanconi anemia core complex-associated protein 24. Gene Ontology annotation, molecular function: chromatin binding. Bases 113 to 784 code for a protein of 223 amino acids. Lineage: Eukaryota; Metazoa; Arthropoda; Arachnida; Ixodida; Ixodidae. Gene Ontology annotation, cellular component: Fanconi anaemia nuclear complex. The transcript has 5 exons. The record is from RefSeq and is a predicted model, not a curated record. Gene Ontology annotation, biological process: interstrand cross-link repair.
UCACGCUGUUUGACUCUAGAAGCGCGGGUAUGUUUGAGGCUUUCGCCACUUUCGCUGCCCGACGCACAUUAUUCCGCAUGGCUUUGACAGACCAAACUGCAUUCUUUCGGAGAUGAACACAAGCAUAUCUGGACAGAUUUCCCAGCUGACUUGUAACGUUAUUCGGAGAGACGUCCGUGUACCUGUUGGCCAUAUUGUGAUUGCUGAAAGAUGGGCCGGCAGCGAGCUGCAUACCGCCUUAAAAAGCUUGCUUCAAACAGUAGUUUCGGACCACCUGGGAUUGGUUGAUUUCUACCCAUCAAGCAACAGUGCUGUUUUGUACAUCACAGAGGCUGAUCUUCUGAACGAGCAUGCUAUUAAGAGAAAAAUUGUAAAGUUGCGAAAGAACAAUGCUAAGAAGCCCUAUGUCAUUGCUGAACAGGCUGAAGCCCUUCAAGAACAGUACAACAACUUGCAGCAGUUUGCCGUAAUGGAACUAGGAAUUCCUGUUAUGGCUGUACAUAACCAACAUGAAGCAGCACAACUUCUUGCUCAAAUGGAGGCUGUGGAGAGUGGAGAAAAACCAAACCCAUUUUUAGUACCCCGGCGAUUAGCUCCCAUGAGUUCAGCCCUUACCACCUGCCUGCUACGUGUGCCUGGCUUAGGUGAAGUCAAAGCCAGGGCCUUGGUCCAGAAGUAUCACAGCCUUCAAGGAAUAGCUUUGUGUACCACGGAAGACCUUACAAAAGUUGUAGGGCAAGCGUCUGCAGCAAGUAUUCACAAGUUCUUCAGUGGCCUCCAGUGAUGCAAGGAGCCAUGAAUACAGAUGGCAUAUUGUGGUGUUCUUAUGUUCUGACCAAUAAAAUGUAGAAGGAUGGCAGGCAUUUUAAAGUUAACUAACA